Messenger RNA from Arabidopsis thaliana (thale cress), 1556 nucleotides. RefSeq lists its product as uncharacterized. Lineage: Eukaryota; Viridiplantae; Streptophyta; Magnoliopsida; Brassicales; Brassicaceae. The record is from RefSeq and is marked reviewed. The transcript is spliced from 4 exons. Bases 173 to 907 code for a protein of 244 amino acids.
UGACCAAUAGAAUAAAGAGAAAGAUAGUUACUUAUAAAAAUUAGAAAUGCAUGAAAAUUAAGCUGUCCACAAAUAUCACUAUUACGACGCCGAGAAAAAGCAACUUUCCAGUUUGAUAUACUAUUUUGUUUUUAAAGCAAAAAUUCCCAAUUCCACGAAACGUCGUCGUUUCAUGUUGUCUUCAACCUCACCCACACUUUCUUCGGUCUCAUCCUUUUAUAAAAUCCCCAUUUCCUCUAACGAUUUUUCGCCUCUCUCUCUCUCUCUCUCUCUCUCUCUCUUUCUUCUAUCUUCUCCGUCAUCGUUCUCUCUCUCUCCUCUCCCGGAGAUUUUUACUCAGGCGUUCUUCUGUGGAUCAGAGGUGAAAAAGAUGAAUCAUUGCAACCUUCAGCAGAACGCCUUCAUGUCUCGUGAGGAGAUGAUGGGAUUUGACCGUAAGGAUCUUGUUGUUUGUCCUAAGCCUCGACGUGUUGGUUUACUCGCCAACAACGUUAUUCGUCCUCUUAGAUUACAUAUGAGUCAAGCUGCAGCCGACUUGUGUGAUUCUAAAGCUGGUGCUGAGCUUUUGGAAAUCAUUCGUAGAAAGGAGGAUAAUGGAACAAUAGGGCAGUUACUAUCAUCAUCCCCACCGUAUUUUCCCGGUUCACCACCGAGUAGAGCGGCGAACCCAUUAGCCCAAGAUGCUCGUUUUCGAGAUGAGAAACUCAAUCCAAUCUCACCAAACUCUCCUUUCCUUCAGCCAUAUUCGGCAACCGGGUUUCCAUCUCCAUCUUCUUCCUCAUCAUCGUCGUCUUCCCGUGGUUGUGUUAGAAUGAAAUUUGGACUCAACUCGCCUGCAGUUAGAGUAGAAGGAUUUGAUUGCUUGAACCGUGACCGUCAAAACUCGAGCAUCCCUGCCAUGGCUUAGUAGACAAACAACAAAAAAACAAGUGUACAUAGAGAUUCCGGAAUCGUUCGUUCGCCAAUGCCUAACAGAGGAGGAUUUGAUUACUACUGCUGCAACUAUUACUACUACCAUUUUUGAAAGUAAAUGAAUAUGUUUUUGUUUUUCAUCUUCUCCUAAGAGAGAGAGAGAGGGAAGAGGAAGGAGGAAGAUGAAGAUCAGUUACCGUCGCCGGUCACCGUUUAACUGUUUUAUUCAGGUUAGUGUUUGUAUAUAAAGAUGCAGUAUUUAAAAGAAGAGUCGAAUCUAUGUAUUCGUUUGGUGUUUUUCUGGGUCGGGCGGAUCUUUAGUACUGUUUCAUAUAUAACUAAGAGGGAAGAUUAGAAGAUGAAGAAGCUGUAAAAUUUUCUUGGGAAGAAAACUCUGGUUUCUAUCUUCUCGUUGUAAUAUAGAUAAUCAACUUGGAUUUAUCUUCUUUCAGAUUCACCAUUGUAUAUAGUAAUGUUUAUUUUUCUUGGUGAUUUCUAAGUUCUCUCUCACCUUUGUAUAUCAAUGCUUCUUAACUAAAGUCAAUCAUAUAUGAUGUCUUACAAGAAAACUGGCAAAACUUUAAACUUUGUUAACCACUCGAACAUACAAAGUGAUGGUGAAUAUAUGUUGUUGGGUACAAAAA